Molecule: messenger RNA, 2630 nt
Organism: Arabidopsis thaliana (thale cress)
Lineage: Eukaryota; Viridiplantae; Streptophyta; Magnoliopsida; Brassicales; Brassicaceae
Product: Protein kinase superfamily protein
Exons: 3
Coding region: 340-2208 (622 amino acids)
Cellular component (GO): membrane
Molecular function (GO): protein serine kinase activity; protein kinase activity; ATP binding
Source: RefSeq, marked reviewed
UGGUUAGUAUCAUAUCUGUAGUUAUUCGAACACUGGGGGCAAAUUUCAUUUAAUCAAUCACCUAACGAGGCUAUGAUGCAUGAUUAACGAACGUUAAAGCCAAAAUGUCAAGACUACCCCCUUAUUAUCAGCUCGCAGUUGGUCAAUGCCUCAAUGGUCUGAAGUUCAGACUCUGAACUAUAAUACAAGGUCAACUCAACCCGCUGGUAGUAACGAAAGUACGAAACAGUCAAAAACAUAUCUUAAAAAUUACAUAAAAACCGGAAACGAAGUUGCAGAAUUUACAGUUUCUGCCAUUGGGACAAUCAUUCGAUCUCAUCAUUAUCCUUCUUUCUCUCCAUGGCAGAAACUCCUCAACCGUAUCUCAUCUUCGUCUUCUUCGUCUUCACUCUAACCGUUGCUACACAAACCACCGGUUCGGUUAAGUGCAAAACAAGUUUGCUCCGUUACCCGUUUGGUUUCUCCGACGGUUAUCCGAUCCGAUUCAACUGCUCUGAGAUAACCGGAGAGGCCGUGAUCGGUGAAUUCGCUGUGCAAGAAGUGACAAACUCCAACAUCUACGUCGAAAUCCCGCCGGUUUGCAAACGCAACAUCCGUAAAAUCGAACAACUUUUCCGGGAAAAUCUUGCUCCGUCGAAAUUACAGAACAUAAUUCUCGUCCAAGGAUGCAAGAAACAGAACAAGUCUUCUAAUUGCUUAAUCCGCAAUAAAUUCGUUGAAAACCGGUUAAAUCUCAGCAAAUGUAAAUCUCCGGUUAGCUGUCUCGACGGAGCAACAACGACAACUGCCGAUGUGAUGAGUUUAGGCGACGUUGUGAACGGAAGUGGAUGUAAGUAUUGGUUCUCUUCUAUUUCUCAAUCGCAAGUUUCGGUCAAUUUGGGUCGACUCAAGCUUGAUUGGUGGCUUAAGGGAAGUUGCAGUAACACCACUUGCUCGGAGAACGCAGACUGUGCCAAAGUUAAGCUCGACGACGGUGGACUCGGUCAUCGCUGCACUUGUCGUGAAGGAUUUAGCGGUAAAGCCUUCACCGUGCCUGGUGGUUGCCACCGAUUAGUUUACAAACGCAAAGGACUACACAAACUCGUUGUUCUUGGUACUGCGGGGAUUUUGGUUGGAGUUUUAGUAAUCGUGGUCUUGAUAGCUACAUAUUUCUUCCGGAACAAGCAAUCUGCGUCAUCUGAAAGAGCAUCAAUCGCGAAUCGCUUGCUUUGCGAGCUAGCCGGAAACUCAAGUGUUCCUUUCUACACCUACAAAGAGAUUGAGAAAGCUACCGAUAGUUUCUCCGACAAGAACAUGCUCGGAACCGGAGCAUACGGAACAGUCUACGCAGGCGAAUUCCCAAACAGCUCAUGCGUCGCUAUAAAACGUCUCAAACACAAAGACACUACAAGCAUUGACCAAGUUGUGAACGAGAUCAAGCUUCUUUCCUCUGUGAGCCACCCAAAUCUAGUACGUCUCUUAGGUUGUUGCUUUGCAGAUGGAGAACCGUUUCUAGUCUAUGAGUUCAUGCCAAACGGAACUCUUUAUCAGCAUUUACAACACGAGAGAGGCCAACCACCACUUUCUUGGCAGCUCCGACUCGCCAUUGCGUGUCAAACCGCAAACGCAAUCGCACAUCUCCACUCUUCAGUAAACCCUCCUAUCUACCACCGAGACAUAAAAUCUAGUAACAUCCUCCUUGACCACGAAUUCAACUCCAAGAUAUCUGAUUUCGGACUCUCUAGGCUCGGCAUGUCUACCGAUUUCGAAGCCUCUCAUAUCUCCACGGCUCCACAAGGCACUCCAGGAUACUUAGAUCCUCAAUAUCACCAAGAUUUUCAGCUCUCGGACAAGAGUGAUGUCUAUAGCUUUGGAGUUGUUCUCGUAGAAAUCAUCUCAGGCUUUAAAGUCAUAGACUUCACUCGUCCCUACUCUGAAGUGAACCUAGCCUCUCUUGCCGUCGACAGGAUCGGAAGAGGGCGUGUGGUAGAUAUCAUCGAUCCCUGCUUAAACAAAGAAAUCAAUCCGAAAAUGUUUGCAUCUAUCCACAACUUAGCAGAAUUGGCGUUUCGCUGCUUAUCCUUUCACAGAAACAUGAGGCCUACGAUGGUAGAAAUUACGGAAGAUCUCCACCGGAUUAAGCUUAUGCACUAUGGUACAGAGUCAGGUAAGUUCAAAAACCGAUCCGAAAUAGAUAUGAAGAGACAACAAUCAUUUCCGAGAGAAUGAAAAGUAAACACUUGGCAGAAAUUAUGUAUAGUUUAGUAUUCAAGUUUUUUUAUUCGAAUUUUAAGCUCUAUAUACAUAGAGGUAAAACUCUGUCUUUUGGUUUUAUUGGUUCCUUGUGUAUGAAGUAAACAGUCGGCAGAGAGGAAAAAAAAAAAGAACAACAUGCAAAAAUAUACUUUACCGAUAGCACGGGAUAAAAUAUUGGGCCUGAUCAGUUCCACAGAUUGUCCUUAUAAUUGGGCCUUGAGAGUUUACAAUGUACAGUAGUAAACUGUAAACGUAAUUAAUAAGCUUUUUAUUAGUGUUUGAAAAGGUAGUAAUUAAUUAGGGAAGGAUCGUAUUUUGGUCAGAGGAAGGAUACGCAGCACACACUCCAACUAAUACUCGACAGCUCAUUGCUUCCAUUUGUCAGCUUAUCCGAA